AUGGCUUUUUGGUAUUUCGAUAAGGAUGAGUUGUACCGGACUGCCUCUGCUCAGGAUGGUAUCCCACAUGAGAUUGAGUUUCGCUACCGUCAAGAAGGGGCACGGUUCAUCAUUGAUGCUGGUACUAAAAUGGACUUGGGUUACAACACAAUGGCUACUGGUGUUGUUUAUUUCCAUCGUUUUUAUAUGUACCAUUCGUUUAAGACAUUUCCUAGAUAUGUAAGUUUGAGUAAAUUUAUCGUAAGUAUAUAGAAACAUCUAGGUUUAUUGAGUUCAAUAGUUCACUUUAAAAAUUAUUGAUUUUCUUAAAAUUCUCGUUUCAUUUAUUGAUUAAAUGUAUAAAAGUACCUAAGUACUAUCACAGUACUUCAUAUUCUAUGAAAUUAUUAAUUUAGGUACUGUGGAAUUUAAUGUUUUUAUAUUUUGUACUAUAAUUUACAAAUUCAAAAUAGGUAAUACAAAGUUUAAAUAAACCAAUUCAUUAGAAAUUAAAAACCUAAUCACAUUUUUAUAGUGAUUUUAUAUAUAAGUAUUCUGAAAUGUAGGACAAUUUUUUUUUACAAAAUAUUUGUCAUUUAAUUCUUGAAUUGUUUAAACAAUUACUCCUUACAGUAAUAUUUGAUACAUUUAAUGAUUUCUAUGAUUAUAAUCAUACAUCCAUAUGAAUAAUAAUUUUGUAGGUUAUGGUUGUAUCAAUCAAUAGCUUUGUACACACUUUAUGUCAUUUUGUUACUAUAAUGUACUUAUAAUACUUUUGAUACUGACAAUAUUAUUAACUACCCCAAAGAUUAUAUCAUUAUAAAUUGUAAUGAUAUUUACUGUUAAAGAAUAAAUUGUUAGAAAUAAUAAUUUUAAUAAUUAUCUCUCUUAUCACAAAUGUUCCAUUGAUUUGGCUAAAUAGGUAUUACUUUUUAUUUAAUUACAGUGCUUUACAAAUUUUUUAUUUUAGCUUACAGCGUGCUGCUGUCUAUUCCUUGCGGGUAAAGUAGAAGAAACUCCAAAAAAAUGUAAAGAUAUUAUAAAGAUAGCUAAAGCGUUGUUACCAGAGGAUAAAUAUGAAACUCUCGGAAUGGACCCCAAGGUUAAUUAUCAAACUUUUAUUUAGUAGUUAAUAUUAUAAUUUAGUUAUUUGUGUAUAAUUAAUUUUAUUGUGUUGUUUGUUUAUUUAAUAUAUGUAAUCUUUUAGGAAGAAGUGAUGGUACUCGAACGUAUUUUGUUGCAAACAAUUAAAUUUGAUCUCCAAGUUGAUCACCCAUAUCAGUUCUUAUUAAAGUAUGCCAAGUGUUUAAAAGGUAUGCCAGGUAUGCAUUUAUUAUUAAUUUUAACUUCUUCUAAUAGUUCAACUAUUAUAUUUUGUGUUUAACAGGUGAUAAGGCUAAGCUAACUAAAAUGGUUCAAAUGGCUUGGACAUUUGUGAAUGAUAGGUAAAAACUGUUAUUUAUUUAAUUUAAUGGAUGAACUGAAUAUUAUCACUAUUUAAAGAAAUAUACAAUUUCCAACUAUGUGGUUUUUACAUUGAACAAAAUAUAUUUUUAAUUUAAACUUUAAAAAAUAUUUUUAUAAAGUAUAAUUUAUAGUCUUGUUUCUGAUUUUUGUUUGUUUUUUUGUCGUAAAUCAAUUUCUUAAUGUUCAUUAAUAUUGCAGCUUAUGUACAACACUUUGCCUUCAAUGGGAACCAGAAGUCAUAGCAGUUUCAUUGAUGUAUUUAGCUUGUAAAUUGAGUAAAUUUGAACUAAAUGAUUGGCAGGGUCGUUUGCCAAAUCAUUUACGAUGGUGGGAUAUGUUUGUUCAGGGAAUGAAUAUGGAUUUGCUUGAAGGUUAGUUAUAUAUUUUGUUUUUAUAUUUAAAAAAAAUAGCCUAAAACAAUAUAUAUAUUAUAUUUAUUACAUUUAUUUAUAUAUGUAUAUUAUAUAUUUAACAAUUGAAAUAAGUUAAACUGGACAGAAUAAAAUAAAGUAGUCUAGUGAUAUGUUAAAAGUCAAACUAAAUAAUAUAAAUAUAUGAAAAAAAAAUAUAAUAAAAUUAUUAUGUUGACAAUACUAUUUUAAAUAUUUAAUUAUUGUAAUUUAAAUUUAACUUACAGAACUGUAGACAACAGUAUCAAUAUUCAAAAUAAUCAAAAUUAGAGCUUUAACAAUACCUUCAAAUCUAAUUUUGGUUUCAGAAACUUUUACAGAUUGAUGUCAUCUAUUUUAUUGCAGUAUUUUUAAAUUUGUGUAUCCUAGGAAAUCUUUUUAUUCAUUAUAAACUGUUUAAUUAUCGCCAUUAAGGGACAACAAUUAUUGUAUUAUUAAGGUUUUUAUUAUGCUAUCAGGAGUAGGAUAUUUUUGUGACAAGAGUAAUCCGCUCAUAGAAUAUGAUUAUGUAGAUUUCAAAUAAAGAUUCAGAAUUAAUUAAAGUAAAGGUGCGUGAAGAUAAAAUGGUAUAAUGGUUUUAUCAGUUUUCACUUUGUUUAACAUUAUGUGUGGUUUAAUUUAUCUGGUAAUUGCGGUUAACAUUAAAUUGAAAAUUAUAUUAUGUAAUACUACUUCCAAGUUAUAGGUAUGUUACAGUAUGGUUAAUAUAUUUAUAAAUCUUUUUUUAUACACCCUGGCUUAAGAAUAUUAGUAUGUUUAAAAGGUUAACAUUUUUUUAAAGCUUUUGAAAUUAACAUUUUAGAUCUUUGGAAAAAUAAAAAAAAAGUAUAAUAAAUACUCACUAAUAUUGGUAAUCAUAAUAAUUUUCUAUUUAAUUAAAAAAUCCUACUAAUAACAUUUCAAACAUACAUUGUUAUCUAGAUAAUUAAAAUACAUACUACGUUCUUUGCUAAAAUCCAAAUUUAUUCUAAAAGAUAAUGAAGAUUAAUUAUUGUAAAUUGUCUUAGGCUUCAGAAUAUUAGUAAAUUACUGUUUUAUUAUAAUAUAAAACAUGCAUAUUUUAGUUUUAUAAUAGUUCCCUAAAAAUCAAUCCAAUUGAAAAAAAAAAACCGCAAUAAAAUUUUCAUAUAAGUCAAUAAUAUUAAAUAACUCAUUUUGAUCAAUGUAAAAAUUAAGUCCAUAUAAUAUUUUCAAAAGACAACAUUUCAACCAGUCAAAUUAUAAAUUAUCUUGGAAGGAAAAGUCAAAUGUGUAAAUGUUCUAAAAAUUAAAUUUUACAAAUUAUGUUUAAAUUAUGUUUGCUAUACAUUUAUGAUAAAAUUAAAAUAAGAAAAAAAAUUAUUUUUGAUUUUAGUAUAAUUGAUUAAAUAAAUAAUUUUUUUAAUGUAUUUAUAAUAAACAGAAAUAGUUCAUAUGUGAUUUAACAAUUAUUUCAUGCGUUCAUCGUUUUUAUGUAGAAGAAAAAUAUUAUAGUUUUUUAUUAUUUCAUCAAUUUAUAAUUAUAUCUUUUAUAGAUAUUUGUCAUCAAGUACUUGAUCUUUAUUCAUCACCAGAUAGGAAUGCUCCACCAUCUCCUCCUAAUCAAGAUAAAUUUGUAGUUCCCAAGAAAAUAAUACCACCACAAUCGGUUUAUCAGAAAUUAUUAUUGGAAAAAAUGGCUUCUAAAUACAGUAAGUUUGAAAUAUUUAAACUAAAUAGUUUUAUGUUGAAAAGGCAUGGAAUAUUGUUAGAGUUAGUUAAGUAUUAUUCGUAUCAUUAUUUUUAUUGUAGUGCUUACACCUGAACAAGCGAUGCAAGCAGCUAUAUCGAAAAAUGUGAAAUUGGCAACUUCGCCAAACGUUUUACCAGUCAAUCAUUCGUUGCCACCCAUGCCACCACCGGGAAUUAAACCAAUUAAUUCUGGUCUUCCUCAAAAUGCGCAGAAACCAUUUUUGCCCCCACCUCCUAUACCACCUAAACAAGUAAUGCCACCCUUAAAGCGACCUCCAUUACCACUAACAAGACCACCAUUACCAGUAAUGCCCCCUCCACCGCCUCCUCCAAAUCUUCCACCCCUUCCACCAGCGCCUAAUCAAAUUUUAAUGCCACAAGGUGUUGCUCAACUGCCACCACCCCCAAUGCAACCACCACCACCACCUAUAAGGCCUCCAAGUUAUCCCAUGUUCCCUUAUGGUCCACCUCAUCAAAAUGUAGCUCGAUCAUUUGCGAACACAAUGUUUACUCAACCUCCAAAUAUAAUAAAUACAGUGCCGGAACAACAAUAUAGGUCUCGCGAUACAAUGGCUCCUAUGUUUAGGGGCGAAUCUGUUCCGCCAAGACCGCCUUACAAUGAAAAUUACAGUCGUAGAGAAACUGUGUUACAUCAGCAACCACAACUGCCCUCACCAUCAUCGUUCUCAGAAUUUGAAAUGCAAGAAGAAAGCAGACAAAUAUAUGAAACUCGUGUGUUCAAUCGAGAUUUUGAGGGAAGUUACAACAAUAAUGGAUCUCAACAUUUUGUAGACAGCAGUCAACAUUAUUCAGACAUAGCCUAUCAACAAUUCAGGGGAAAUGUGCCAAACAAGAGACUGUUUACUAACAGAAGUAAUCGACCUCAAAUCCCUCCUCAAUAUCAGAAUAGACAAAUUCGAAAUCAUCCAUAUCAGAGAAGAUAG
Cinara cedri is the source of this 4510-nucleotide messenger RNA. The record is from the annotation of a GenBank genome assembly. NCBI's taxonomy places the organism in Eukaryota, Metazoa, Arthropoda, Insecta, Hemiptera, Aphididae.